AUGUUGUGCAGCCAUGUUCCGAGGGUGAUGGAAAUACUUCAUCUCGAAGAGAUCCCCGCUAAGCAUAUAGUGAAGCGGUGCACAAAGGACGCGAGGGACAUACUGUCGCAACACCGGGCUCAGUAUCAGAGAGACAACUCAGCUAACAUGUCCUUUACCUGUAGACACUCGAAGCUGUACCUGAAAGCCAUGGAGGUGGUGAGGAUGGAUGAUGCGAGUGCGACAGCGUACGAUCACCUAUAUGAAGGUUUGGACGCCCUGCUGGUGAGUGGUGCACCUUUGGCCGAGAAGAGGGUCGGCUUGGGUCUCCACGACCGAAUGGCCGGCUUAACUCCUGGUACAUUGCUUGGCAAUGAUGAGAUAGCAUACCUGGGUGGCGACGGUGCUGAAAAAUGCAUCAGUACUGGAAACUCUGUUAAUGUGAAUGGUCUGCACGGUCUAAAAGCACCGGAUAAGCAGAGGGGAGUUGGAAGAUCAACAAAUAGUAGAGAAAAGGCAUCGUACGAGGGACUCAGUAGGCGAAACAGAUUCUGCAGUAUAUGCAGAUGCGAAGGGCACAAACAAACUACAUGCCCUGAGAGACGGGAUGCCCUGAAGAAACCACGAAAGCCCGGUAGAUGCAAGAAUUGUGGUAUGGAAGGGCACCGGCGGACCACAUGCACAAGGCCUUUGGGUGUUACUGAGAAAUGA
Messenger RNA from Triticum turgidum subsp. durum (durum wheat), 690 nucleotides. NCBI's taxonomy places the organism in Eukaryota, Viridiplantae, Streptophyta, Magnoliopsida, Poales, Poaceae. The record is from the annotation of a GenBank genome assembly.